UUGUAGCGAAGUGUCAUUUCAGUGUUGUCACAUGAGAAUAUAUAAUCAAAUACUUUUGUGAGAUACUGUAUGUAUGCGAGCACACAUAUCCGCACACAAUAAAGACAUCUCCCUGCGGGGACAAAAAAAAUCCCAUUCAAAAUCCUAGCUUCUCUAGCCCACGCCCCACCUUUGGCCCUCACAAGUAAAACAAACACACACAAAGAAAUUCACAAAUUUCCUGCCAUUUAAUCUCUAAACUAACAUAGACAGUAGACACAAAUACCAACACAGGUUUACCUCAUGCUGUUCCCUUCCCUUUGCUCAGACUCACACCCCUUAUAGUUUCACACAUCUACACACACCCCACACCCUGUUUUUGUACAUCAUAUUCCUUUCUCAAUUUGGAAACAUUUGAUACACACGGAAGGCAUGUAGAUACACACCCAUAGACAACAAAAAAAGGUUUUCAGGUUGUACGGUGCCAUGUAGCGAUGAAAACUCACACACAAACAUGAUUGAAGCCCCAUGCAACUAACCGCUCAUACAUGCACCGGACAUAUGGGGACACUCUCUGUUUCCUGUUUGUCACAGAAAGGUUUCCCACAGUGUUGCUGACAAGCUGACAGCACCGACCCUGUGGCUAGCUAGUGUCUGGAGGCAGUAUGAACACAUUGGGGCGUUGUUUACUGAUAAAUUGGGGAUACGCCUGGGUUGAAGUAAAUAUUUAGCGAUAGAUACAAGGCUGUUUCUCUUCAGGAUCAACAGGGAAUGCUAUGUCUUUGGUGGGUGGGUACACGUGUAUAUAGAACAAUUUGUCUGUUUUUGUUGUUAAAUCAACAUGCCAUGAUGGCACAUUUGUGACAUAAUAACAUGUGCAUAAACCAUUCAUAAACAACUUCCAAAAAACAUCCUGCAACAUACACACACACACACAUGCUCACACACACACACACAUGCUCACACUCACACACACAUGCUCACACUCACACACACACACACACAUGCUCACACACACACAAACACACAGCGCUAAUAGCAUGUCUGUUCUAUGUAAGUCUUGGGGCCUUGUCAGGGAGAUACCAGGGAGCUGUUGGUGUCUGCUUUUGUUCAAGUCAUAAGAGUCAUCAAGGCGUUUGGCUGUUUCAUUGUGUGGGUCAGUGUGUGUGUGUGUGUGUGCUGUGAUCAUGUCUUGAAUACAGUUUAUCUAUUGCUGUCAUUCACAGUUCUUUCUACACACAGUUCUGUUUAUUGUCCUGGCAUUACUUCAUGGAUCUGCCAGGUUUCUGACUUGCUUCUGUCUUUGAUUUGAUGUAGUUCACCUUCCACAGAUGUUCUGUCGUUCCUCAUUCUUUCCACUAUUGAAUGCAGUAGCUCUGGGAAACAUCCAGAAAAAGAGUGUUGGAGGAGAGAAGGAACAAAAUCGUGUCCAUGUCUCAGUUUAAGCUACAGAAUGUGGAGGACUACUACGAAAUUGGAGAAGUGCUUGGCAGUGGCCACUUUGGACAGGUGCGUGCGGUGCUGGAGCGUGCGUCAGGCGUCCGCUGGGCGGGAAAGUUCCUGAAGCUCCGUCGGAAUGCCAGCAGCCGACUGGGCCUGGAGAGGCUGAGCGUGGAGAGGGAGGUGGAGAUACUGCAGAGCCUGCAGCACCCCAACAUCAUGGCCCUCAGGGACGUGUUUGAGAGUCGAGCCGAGGUGGUCCUCAUCGUGGAGCUUAUCUGUGGUGGGGAGCUGUUUGAUUUCAUAGCAGAGAAAGAGAGCCUGUCUGAGGAUGAAGCCAUAGAGUUUCUGAAGCAGAUACUCAAGGGAGUUGCCUUCAUGCACAGUAAACACAUCGCCCACUUUGACCUCAAGCCGGAGAACAUCAUGCUGGCUGACAAGACAGUGCCACACCCCCACAUCAAGAUGAUUGACUUUGGACUGGCCCACCGCCUCACACCGGGGGAGGAGUACAUGAGCCUGAGUGGGACCCCACAGUACAUCGCCCCUGAGGUGAUUAACUAUGAGCCCCUGAGUGAGGCAGCCGACAUGUGGAGUAUUGGUGUGAUAACCUACAUAUUGUUGAGCGGCUUGUCCCCCUUUCAAGGAGAAAAUGAUGAGGAGACACUAAAGAACAUUGUGGGGAUGAUAUACGAGUUUGAAGACAUCUAUUUCAGCCAGACCAGUGCCAUGGCCAAAGACUUUAUUGAAAAAUUGCUAAUCAAAGAUGCAGUAGAGAGAAUGACUGCAGAGGAAUGUCUACUGCACCCGUGGAUUAAGCCUCUCACGCGCAAACAGGCAGCUAAUAGAAGUCGAUCAUCAAUCAACAUGAAGAGCUUUAAGAAGUUCAAUGCAAAGAGGAAAUGGAAGAUGUCCUAUAAUAUGGUGUGGGCAUGUAACAGACUCUUUCGUCUGCAGUUGCAGUGUAAAAACCGGUCCCUCGAGCAGCCAGAACUGAGGCAGUGUGAGAGCGACCAGGAGGACACUGAUACCAAGCCUGCGUCUCUCAUCCGCCGACGACUCAGCAGCAGUUCCUGAAGAAGACCACACGUGGGCACUAACAGGCCAAACAGCCUCUGUCCCACUAUGGGAGAAUGGAAACGCAUCUAGUGAGUGAUCAGCUGUGUGAUGCACCUACUAAUCAUAUAGUGAGUAUGCCAGUGGCAGUAUGGUUAAGGAACCUGGAAUGUGCUGGUGCCAAAACCAGUGUUAGCCCAGUAGCCACAGAGUUGAAGCAGAGGCAUUAAUUAUGGGAGCUAAGACAAAGGUCCUUAUGAAGUCAGUGUGGUUCACUUCCCCCAUUUUAUAUUAUGUGAAAUAUAUUUUUCUGUGCCAUUUAAGUUUGACAUUUUUUAUCAGAAAAUGCUUAAUAUUUUUGGGGUGUGCAAGUUUACGGGAUACAUUUUGUCCCACUUAUAGCUAACCUCACUGAAAUUAUUAUGCCUUUAAUAUUAUGUGGUUAUUUAUAUAUUUUGUCUCUAAUAUUUCUGACCAAUGACCAAUGUCUGUCAAAGAACAAGAAACAUUUUCAAAUAUGUUUCUAACAUCUGCAUUUUAAACAAGUAACAUGAAAAAUACAUAUAGUUUAUGAUCUGAAUGUUUGAUACACAAUUACAGGAAUGACAUCAUAUACUGAAUUAUCCUAAACACAAUUAGUCAUAUUUAGAAAAGAAUGCCCUGAAACACAACUAUUACCACUGUUGGAUUGUCAUUUUAUAAUUGAGGUUCUUGUUGGCAAAUCAAUACACUUUUAGAUGCUGCCCACUUAACCCAGAUGUUGAUUUAUCGCAGAAGGUUUUUGUUUUUUUAAUUCUUAGGUAGCACCUACCCCUACAUUUCCAUGGAUAUUCUUAGUAUGUUACUAAAUGCAUCUAGAGUAUAUUCUGAUUUUGUUAUUGGCAAGUGCUGUGAAAAAUAGAAACAUGACGACAAGCACAUACAGUGAAAUCAUCUGUGUAACGUUAAUAGACCCAGUCUUGUGAGAUCAACUGCUGUGUGCUCAUGUGUGGUUGGAUCAUCUCUUCAUAGAAGAGGGAUGUGUUUUUGUUGAGUGUAAAGAUGUCAAUUAGACUGGGAGUUUGAUCUAAUAAUAGUAGUUGAUUUAAAGUGUUUUCAUAAUGCAUUGUUAUUAAUGGUGAGGUCCUGACAGAAUCAUUUGGCAAUACACAGAAGGUGUAAAUAUAUGUAACAAAUUUAACUUCCCUAAAGGAUUACGAUAAUAGGCUGAAAUAUUAUUUUUUGUAAUUGUAUAUCAUAAUUGAAUGAACCUACUGUGAUACAGUUACAUCUGUGUACAUUACGGAACUGAGUAUUUAAAAUGAAAGUGAACUGUUGUAAUAGUGUGUAGAGCCGGAUAAAGCCUUAUCUCACAUUCAAAUGUAGAUAAUUUUUUUUGACCGACUCCCACGUGGCACAUCGGUGUAAUGCUCAGAUUCGUAGCCCCCGGUUGAGCACCUCAGUGUAACUUCAAGCCUUGACUCUGCCACUGGCUGACGACAGGCUGAGAAGCCUAAUGGCCGAUGCUGAUUGGCAAAGUUACACUUUUUUUAACUGGGAAAUCUAUUUAUUUAGCCCUCUUUAAGCCUAUUUGUUGUAUUUCAUAAACAUUUCAGUGUUUACGAUGGCCCAACUAUGUUUUAGUUGUGAAAUGUGAGAUGAAUAAAAUAAUUAAGAGAC
Messenger RNA from Esox lucius (northern pike), 4134 nucleotides. Its product is annotated as death-associated protein kinase 2. The coding region runs from base 1411 to 2496 and encodes 361 amino acids. The record is from RefSeq and is a predicted model, not a curated record. The transcript is spliced from 11 exons. Lineage: Eukaryota; Metazoa; Chordata; Actinopteri; Esociformes; Esocidae. Gene Ontology annotation, biological process: positive regulation of apoptotic process; protein phosphorylation; intracellular signal transduction. Gene Ontology annotation, cellular component: nucleus; cytoplasm. Gene Ontology annotation, molecular function: protein serine/threonine kinase activity; ATP binding.